This is a messenger RNA of Cyprinus carpio (common carp), 2334 nucleotides long. RefSeq names its product serine/threonine-protein kinase STK11-like. Bases 526 to 1851 code for a protein of 441 amino acids. Gene Ontology annotation, biological process: protein phosphorylation; regulation of cell growth; glucose homeostasis. The transcript is spliced from 11 exons. Gene Ontology annotation, molecular function: protein kinase activator activity; ATP binding; protein serine/threonine kinase activity. NCBI's taxonomy places the organism in Eukaryota, Metazoa, Chordata, Actinopteri, Cypriniformes, Cyprinidae. Gene Ontology annotation, cellular component: cytoplasm. The record is from RefSeq and is a predicted model, not a curated record.
GCGCGGUGGAGCGAGGGGAGGGAGGUAAACAAGAUGGCAGCAGCCUUGAAACAGCAGCGGCUGUGAGGAACAAAUGUGAGAAAAUAAGGGUUUUAGGAGCAGAAACGGAGCAGAAGCGUGAGUCUCCGUCCCUCGUCGAGUCGUGCCGGUGAUCACAGCCUCAGGUCGGUAUUUUGCAUCUUGGUCAUGGAUUUCCCGUAAUGCCGAAGUGAAGUCGGUAAUCCUCACCAAAGAGAGCGUUCACGUGCUUCCGGAGAGGAUGCGAGGUUUCCUGCUUUUCUGCGACUGAAGUUCUGGUUUUACGUGUUUCUGCAGAGAUGUGCAGAGCUCCGGUGAUCCCCAGCGUCGGCUAGUAAAGCCUCGGGACACCAGCGGAUUGUUUUAGGUUAUUGUUCGGAUCUGUUCGCGAUGCUUCCGCUGCGGUUUAUCAGUUGACUAAUCAUCGCAAUCUGAACUGCUCCUCCGUUGCUUCGGAAUACGAAUAUUCCCGUCGGGCGUUUGGGAAAGAGCGAGAGGCCCGGGAAGAUGAGUUUAGGUGGAGAGCUCCAGCACCUGGACUACCUGACGGAGAGCGAGCUCAUGGGGAUGGACACCUUCAUCCACCGCAUCGACUCCACCGAGGUCAUCUACCAGCCCCGACGCAAGCGCGCCAAGCUGGUCGGGAAGUACCUGAUGGGGGAUCUGCUCGGGGAAGGGUCCUACGGGAAGGUCAAGGAGCUGCUGCUGGACUCGGAGACUCUGUGUCGCAGAGCCGUGAAGAUCCUGAAGAAGAAGAAACUGAGGAGGAUUCCCAACGGAGAGGCCAAUGUGAAAAAGGAGAUUCAGCUGCUGAGACGACUGCAGCACAAAAACAUCAUCCAGCUGGUGGAUGUGCUGUACAACGAAGAGAAGCAGAAAAUGUAUAUGGUGAUGGAGUAUUGUGUCUGUGGAAUGCAGGAAAUGUUGGACAGUGUUCCAGAGAAGAGAUUUCCAGUAUUUCAAGCUCACGGGUACUUCUGCCAGCUUCUGGAUGGUCUUGAAUACUUGCACAGCCAGGGAAUAGUACACAAAGAUAUUAAACCAGGGAACUUGCUGCUCACUACAGACGGGGCGCUGAAGAUCUCAGACCUGGGUGUAGCAGAGGCGCUCCACCCGUUUGCAGAGGACGACACGUGUCGGACGAGUCAGGGGUCGCCCGCGUUCCAGCCUCCGGAGAUCGCCAACGGCCUGGACACGUUUUCAGGGUUCAAGGUGGACAUCUGGUCUGCUGGGGUCACACUAUACAACAUAACCACGAGCCUGUACCCGUUUGAAGGGGACAACAUCUAUAAGCUAUUCGAGAACAUUGGGAAGGGUGACUACACGAUUCCUGAGGACUGCGGCCCGCUGCUCUCGGACCUGCUGAGAGGGAUGCUGGAAUAUGAUCCUGUCAAGAGGUUUUCAAUACAGCGCAUCAGACAGCACAACUGGGUGCGUAAGAAACACCCGCCCUCGGAGCUUCCCGUGCCCAUCCCGCCCAGCGCGGAGAUGCGUGACCCCUGGCGGAGCAUGACGGUGGUGCCGUACCUGGAGGAUCUCCACGGUUACGCUGAGGAGGAGGAGGACGACGAGCUCUUCGAUGGGGAGGAUGACAUCAUAUACACUCAGGACUUCACUGUACCAGGGCAGGUUCUGGAGGAUGAGGAGGAUGAGGAAGAGCGCGCUCCGGAGCGCACCUGUGCCGUGGCCAAACCGGUGUGUGUGAACGGGACGGAGUCGGCUGCACUCAAGCCCAAAACAGAGCGGCGCUCCAGCUCUUCCUCCAAUCCCUCCAGGAAGGGCAUCUCCGCCGCCAGCAAGAUCCGCAAGCUCUCCACCUGCAAGCAGCAAUGACCCGCUGCACACCUGCUCCUCUGUACAGGUUUAUGUUGUUGUUUCCCAGCAGUCAGUACUGAACGCUGUUCCCGACGCACACUUUGCCGUGAUGAUGAUGAUGAUGAUGAUGAUGAACUAAACACACAGUGCCAGGACUUUAUCUGGGACGGACCGACUUGACUUGAGAAGAUGUUUCCCACAGGAUCAUCCAUUCGGUUUCUCUCGAUCGUCUGACCCAGCUUCCUUUAGUUUUAGACCGUCUUUUAAUUGUACAGUCAUUCACUGCAGUUAAAGAUGCAGAUGGUUUGAUGUAAAGAGUGACACGCAGAGAUCAGUUCUUGUAGAGGAGGAUUAUAGCGAUGUUAAAACUAAACUGCAUGCUGUGACGCACUGGAGAGGACAGCGGACGGAGAGAUGCUCGCGGUUCAUUUCCCAUUUUGGUUUGUUUUUCCCCAUAAAUAUUUUUUAAGUAUUAUUUAUAUAAAAUACAUCCCAACUGAA